This is a messenger RNA of Cadophora gregata, 1433 nucleotides long. It is a transcript of the gene CBR1, whose product is annotated as NADH-cytochrome b5 reductase. The record is from RefSeq and is a predicted model, not a curated record. NCBI's taxonomy places the organism in Eukaryota, Fungi, Ascomycota, Leotiomycetes, Helotiales, Ploettnerulaceae. The transcript has 3 exons. Gene Ontology annotation, cellular component: endoplasmic reticulum. Bases 180 to 983 code for a protein of 267 amino acids. Gene Ontology annotation, molecular function: oxidoreductase activity.
ACUCUUCUCAACUCCCACCAGCCAUUGACUGCCGGAAUCCUUCCACGACGAAGAAGAAGACCGAUUAGUAUAAUUUCAGUCUAUGCCCUUCCCCUCUUUCUUCCAGCGACCUCACCGACUGACGACAACCGCGCCUCAACAAAAUCUUGGCCGCCUCUUGAAAGACCUGGACAGUCAACAUGGCCGAAUUUUUCUCGAAGCAGAACGUCAAUGGGAUCAUUAUUCCCUCUGGUCUAUUGGUUGUUGGAACCCUGUUCGUAAAACAGGAAUGGGUGCCUUGGGCGUGUCUCCUUGCUGCUCUUCUGUCAGGCUGGAAGUUGUACAGCACAAGAGCCAAGCCCGUCUUAAAGCCAACUGAGUUCCAAGAUUUCGAAUUGUCAGAGAAGACCAUCAUCUCGCACAAUGUUGCCAUCUACCGAUUCAAGCUGCCCACAGAAACCUCCAUCCUAGGCCUCCCCAUCGGCCAACACAUCUCCAUAUCCGCGAACAUCAAGCAAGCUGAUGGCGCCUCGAAGGAGAUCGUACGAUCCUACACGCCCAUCUCAGGAGAUCAUCAACCCGGUUUCUUCGAUCUCCUCAUCAAGUCCUACCCUACUGGUAACAUCUCCAAAUAUAUGGCCUCGCUCGUCGUCGGGCAGACAAUCAAGGUUCGCGGUCCCAAAGGGGCUAUGGUGUACACACCAAACAUGGUUCGUGCUUUCGCCAUGAUCGCAGGAGGAACGGGCAUCACCCCCAUGCUGCAGAUCAUCCGGGCUGUCAUCCGUGGACGUCCCACUGGUGAUGUCACGAAGAUCGAUUUGAUCUUUGCAAAUGUGAACCAGGAGGAUAUUCUGCUUAAGGAGGACCUGGAUCAUUUGGCUUCCAAGGAUGAGAAUUUUAAUGUUUACUACGUGUUGAACAACCCACCCGAGAAGUGGGAUGGUGGUGUUGGAUUUGUCACACCUGAGAUGAUGACUGUAAGCUUCCCCUCGCCUUUCCUCUAGUGAAUUUAUGCUGCACAAGAUUUGGGAUGUCUAAGCUAAUUGUUUGAUAGAAAUGGCUUCCUAAGCCCGCUUCAGAUGUCAAGCUCCUUCUCUGUGGACCUCCACCAAUGAUCAGCGCCAUGAAGAAAAAUGCUGAGGGUCUAGGAUUCGCAAAGGCUCGACCAGUCGCGAAGUUGGAGGAUCAGGUGUUCGCCUUUUAGAUAUAUAAAUAUGGACAGGGCUGGAGGGCAUAUUUGAGAGGAGUUCUGCUGGACAAAUAGUUUUCAUGUUAAGGACACAGCAAUGUUGGCUCGACUGUUAGGGCUUAUAAGUAGUAUGGAUUCGAAGGUGGAAUAAAAUGGGCGUUGAUACAUACUAAAUAUAAUGAAUGCAGCAUUGAGACUUGGUGUACAAGAGCCCCCAAGUCGACACAGGCUGAUUCUCCAAAAAUACGAAAUCUACAAUGCACUA